This is a messenger RNA of Cokeromyces recurvatus, 1047 nucleotides long. RefSeq lists its product as uncharacterized. The record is from RefSeq and is a predicted model, not a curated record. Lineage: Eukaryota; Fungi; Mucoromycota; Mucoromycetes; Mucorales; Mucoraceae. The transcript has 3 exons. The coding region runs from base 99 to 830 and encodes 243 amino acids.
UUUUUUUUUCUUUCACCUUUGCUUUCUUAUAAACAUUUACUACACAUAUCUAUCUAUACAUCUUUUUUUUUCUUUUACCCUAUAAACAUUAAUUUUAAAUGAAUUUUAAUGCUAAUAUAAAUCCUGUUACAUGUCAAAGAUCGUAUUCAUUUUUAACUCGACAGAAUACAGAAGAGUGGAAAGUAUCACAAAAUAACACACCAUCAUCAACAAUAAGUAGAAUACAGAAAAGGAAACCAUUACCUGCAGUACCUACUGCUGUUUCUUUAUUUCAACCACAGAAUAUCGAUAAUAACUACUAUACUAUGCCGGAUCCUAUUUUACAAAAUUCCCAUUAUAGCUUUUGUCAGCCCUUAAUUGUCAACAAUAAUGCAGUAGUAGAACCUCAACCUCUUGAUUAUACUACUACUACUACUACACCUACUAUGUUUCCGAAUGAUACAAUUGAUCUUGAUCAUAGCGUAAUAGAAGAACAACCUGUUUCACAAGAAAUGGAUUCAUCAGCAACUAUUAAAAAAUCAGAUAAAAGUAUACGACAGAUUAGAGUAAAGUCAAUCAAUAAUGACUACCUUGUUUGGAUUUCAGUUGAGCCAAAGGAAACUGGGGAAUCAUUAGCUGAAAAGGUUCAUACAAUUGCGACAUUCAGUACAAGAAAGAUAAUAUCUGUUACAACAGCUUCAGGUCGAAAUAUUCCCUUGAAUAAAUCACCUGUUUUUAGGAAUUGGGAAGAUUUGGAAGAAUUUGAAGAUGGUGAAAUAUGGUCUGUUACAUGGGGACCAUUAAAAAAAUCAAUGAUGGAUAAAAUAUUAUCAAAGUUUAUUGAAACAUAAUAAUUUUCUUCUCAAGUCUUACUAUCGUUUGUAUUCUCGUCUCGCUUUCCUUCUCUUCUCUUCUCUUCUCUUUUCUCUUCCCCCCUUAUUUUUGUAUUAUUCUAACAUGGCUACACAAACGGCUUUGCAUGUUGUUAUUAUUAUUUAAAAUAUACACACACACAUAUAUAUAUAUAUCCUUAAUACAGAUUCUUCAUAUUAAAAUAAUAGCCGAAAG